AGCCAUCGUAUUUGCUUGAGACUUUGUCAAACCGAUGGCUGAAGUGGUCUCUACAACAAUACUUACAGAAAAUCAUAAUAGAACGGAUAUAUGCGGGGGAGACAGUGGUUACGAUAGUCAACCCCUCACGAACGGAAGCUACGGUAUGGAAGUUGACGAACGAAGAGAGGUGAAGACAGAGCCUUCUACGGACUCUUUCGCAGCUGCCCUUGCUGCUGCUGCUUCUGGAGCAAAUUACCGGAAAAAGGAGAAUGCGCCUCCGCCGAAGAAGGUAAAGGAGGAAUAUUCGGAUGAUGACGACAUUCCUUGGGCAGAACGCAUGGCCAAAGAGAAAAGUGGAAAAUCUGCGGAAAAGAAGAAAGAAAAGAAAAGAAAGGCAAGCAGUGACAGCGAAGACGAAUACAAGCCUGAGGGCGAUGAUGAUGGAGAAGAUAUACCGUGGUCUCAGAAGAUAAAAAACGAGAAGUUAUCGUCAUCCGCAAGUAAAAAACCCAAACUAGAAGAAGACUCUGACUACGAUGAAAUAGAUGCAAAGAAGGAUAAAAAGAAGAAGAAACAUUAUAGUGACAGUGAUGACGAUUAUGCAAAACCUAAGGGUGAAAAGAAAAAGAAGAAGAAGGAAAAGGAGUCGAGAGAGAAAAAGCCGUCGUCUUCUAAGAAACCAAAGAAAGAGGAGAAAAGAGAGGCAGGCGAACCAAAGAAGAAGAAAAAGAAGGAAGAGGAAGAAGAGGAAAUUUGGGAGUGGUGGAAAGAGGAGAAGAAGCCAGCCGGAAUCAAGUGGAACAGUUUGCAUCACAAAGGUCCUCUUUUUGCUCCCGCAUAUGUUCGACUGCCUGAGCAUGUGAAGUUCAAGUAUGAUGGCAAGGUUGUUCAACUCUCUGAGGAGGCUGAGGAAGUAGCAACGUUUUAUGCGAAGAUGCUUGAUCAUGAAUACACUACCAAAGAUCUGUUCAAUAAGAACUUUUUCCGCGAUUGGCGGAAGGUAAUGACACCUGAAGAGAGGGAAUUGAUUACUGAUCUUAAAAAGUGUGACUUCCGCCAAAUGGAUGUGUACUUCAAAGAACAGUCGGAAAUUCGCAAAUCUAUGAGUAAAGAAGAAAAGCAGAAACUCAAGGAAGCUAAAGAAGCUGAAGCGAAGAUAUAUGGUGUUGCUAUAAUUGACGGUCAUAAGCAGAAAGUGGGCAACUUUAGGAUAGAACCGCCAGGGCUUUUCCGAGGGCGUGGAGGUCAUCCAAAAAUGGGUAUGCUGAAGAAAAGAAUACGACCUGAAGACGUGAUCAUCAACUGCUCGAAGGAUAGCGAAAUACCAGUACCACCCGAAGGACACAAGUGGAAAGAAGUUCGCCAUGACAACACCGUUACAUGGCUGGUUUCGUGGACCGAAAACGUUUUAGGCAAUAACAAAUAUAUAAUGCUGAAUCCUAGCAGUAAAAUAAAGGGAGAGAAAGAUUAUGAGAAGUAUGAGACUGCUCGUCGGUUAAAAACCAGGAUCGACGACAUUCGUGCUGUAUAUCAAGCUGACUGGAAGUCGAAAGAAAUGCGUGUGCGUCAAAGAGCUGUCGCACUGUAUUUUAUUGACAAGCUGGCUCUUCGUGCGGGUAACGAAAAGGAUGUCGACGAGGCUGCUGAUACUGUAGGUUGCUGUUCUCUCCGAUGCGAGCACAUCAAGCUCUACGAGAAAUUAGGUGACAAAGAAUACGUCGUCGAAUUCGAUUUCCUGGGAAAGGAUUCUAUUCGAUAUUUUAACCAAGUACCUGUGGAAAAAAGGGUGUUUAAGAAUCUCCAGCUUUUCAUGGACAACAAGGAACCAGGCGAUGAUCUCUUUGAUAGACUAGACACUGCUUCGCUGAAUGAGCAUUUACGUUCACUAAUGGACGGUCUCACCGUAAAGGUGUUCCGUACAUAUAACGCCUCCAUUACUCUCCAAGACCAGUUAGCGAAACUUACCAGAGCGGAUGAUAAUGUUGCACAGAAGAUGCUUUCAUACAAUCGAGCUAAUCGUAUGGUUGCUAUUCUGUGUAACCAUCAGCGCGCUAUACCAAAGGGACAUGAAAAAGCUAUGGGUAACCUGGAACAGAAGAUAAAAGAUAAAAAACAAGAACUCAAAGAAGCUAAAGCAGAACUUGAAAAGGCACGAGGAGGAGCCAAGGAAAAGGCGCAAAAGAAAGUUGAUCGCUUGAAGGAGCAGUUGAAAAAGUUGAAAAUCCAGAGGACUGAUAGGGACGAGAACAAGCAAAUUGCUCUGUCUACAUCUAAACUUAAUUAUCUCGACCCUCGCAUUUCGAUCGCUUGGUGUAAAAAGUUCGACGUUCCCAUAGAAAAAGUGUUCAACAAGACGUUGCGAUCGAAAUUCCGCUGGGCUAUUGACAUGACAAUGUCGUCUGAUGAGGAAUACAUUUUCUAAGCGUUUUUAACAUUUAUUUUCUAAGAUUUGAUGAUAUAUUCACACAUUUAUCACGUCUAUCGCUACUAAGCUCAUAGCGCUACUGAUAUGCUCAUUAUCUGAGCUUGGGUAUGGUUUCGUGAAAGAGUACGCGUUUUUAUCCGAAUUCAUUGCAAAGUAAUUCUAAGUCGUGAACUUACUAGACUAUCGCUCUUUAAUUUAUUUCAGUUUGUGUUGUUUUAGGAUUUUAUUAUCGAGUAUAUAUAUUUGCUACAAAACGGUUUUACCACUCGCACGUUUUAUCUGUCAAGUAUGUGAUGGUUUGUGUAUGGGCUUUUGCGCGUCUUUACGCUGUUUCCAUUGCCCACCGUGAUGAAUUUCUUUCCAAAAAGCAGUGUGAUAUAGGAUUUUAGGUCAUUUUUUCUAUCUUAGACACUCCUUGAUGCACGUUAACUCUUGAUGAUAUCUACACAUGUUUAUUUUAGGUUUCAACUUUAUUUCCAAAUGAUUGUGAUUAUCACUACUCUAAUAAGUUGCGAUUUCAGCCUUGAUCUGUCUUCUAAUGAAACCUC
Molecule: messenger RNA, 2955 nt
Organism: Cylicocyclus nassatus
Lineage: Eukaryota; Metazoa; Nematoda; Chromadorea; Rhabditida; Strongylidae
Source: the annotation of a GenBank genome assembly